This is a messenger RNA of Folsomia candida, 1831 nucleotides long. Its product is annotated as methyl farnesoate epoxidase. Gene Ontology annotation, cellular component: intracellular membrane-bounded organelle; cytoplasm. The record is from RefSeq and is a predicted model, not a curated record. The transcript is spliced from 8 exons. The coding region runs from base 210 to 1703 and encodes 497 amino acids. Lineage: Eukaryota; Metazoa; Arthropoda; Collembola; Entomobryomorpha; Isotomidae. Gene Ontology annotation, molecular function: iron ion binding; heme binding; oxidoreductase activity, acting on paired donors, with incorporation or reduction of molecular oxygen, reduced flavin or flavoprotein as one donor, and incorporation of one atom of oxygen. Gene Ontology annotation, biological process: xenobiotic metabolic process.
UUGUUAUUUGGCCAUUGUGCUGUGCUUAGGUAUAAAACCAUUGGUCAUUCUAUAUCUGAGAGAGUGACGUGCACAAGAUGAAAUAAAUAAAAAGAACAUCCACGAUCUUGGCGAAUUCAGAAUUGAGUUGAGAGUGAAGCUCUCCGGGUUUGCAUACUAGUAGUAUUUGACAAAUUUCUAACUUAGAAAUCGGACCACAGUUUCUUAAAAUGGUGUCCGGAACGGUGAUAGCUCUCGGGGCUGUGCUGGUAGGACUGGUUUAUUUCGUCUUUUUGAGGAAGCCCAAAUGGAAAAAUGCUCCUCCAGGGCCUCGCGGGUUACCGUUGAUUGGAAAUAUACUCCAGAUGGACAAAUUCCAACAUGUCACGUUUGGCAAGUGGGCCAAGGAAUAUGGGCCGAUAUAUAAAGUAAAUUUUGCUACAUUAAACAUGGUCGUCGUCUCGGACUACAAAAUGGUCAAAGAGAUCUUUGCCGACUCUGCGUUUUCUGGGAGGAUAGAUUUUAGCAAGUUUGACUUCGUUCUGGACGGCAAACUUCAUGGGAUCAUCAACACUGAAGGAGAUCAUUGGGAGGAACUUCGGCGAUUUACGCUGCGACAAUUGCGCGACUUUGGUUUUGGGAAGGGCACGAUGGAGGAUUCCAUCAUGUUGGAAGUUCGUGACCUUAUCGACAGUCUUAAAGAGCAUGGCGAAAAACCUGUCGAUAACGUCAAGGAGAGACUAAUGGUUGCCGUUGUGAACGCGUUAUGGGCAAUUUGCACGGGGAUAAGGCACAAACAGAACGAUAAGGAAUUGUUGCGCAUGAUGGCGAAGGCAAAUGAUACAUUCGACGGGAUUUUGGAGGCUGGGGUUGUUCUCAUAUUCUUGCCAUGGCUCAUCGACCUCUUCCCAAAAUUGAGUGGAUACAACAAAGUAAAACGGGCAUUGCUAGAAUUCGGCGAUUACCUGAAAAAGCCAGUAAUUGACCACAAGAAAACGAGGCAGGAUGACUUUGACAGGGAUUUUGUCGACGUAUUUUUGAAAGAGAUUGAUAAAACUAAAGAUCCUAAUUCUGCGUUUAUGGGAAAAUUGGGAGAGGCGAAUCUCGUCUCAGUCUUGGGCGAUUUGUAUUUUGCUGGAUCGGACACCACGUCCUCCACGCUUUCUUGGAUGAUGAUCUACCUCAGCAAAUUUCGGCACGUUCAGGAAAAAUUUCAGGCGGAAAUUGAAUCCAUCACGGGCAACACUAGGUCAAUUUCAGUGACAGACAGGCCAAACAUGCCGUACACGGAAGCCUUACUUGCCGAAACUUUGCGCUUCUCGAGCAUUACACCGCAAGGAGGACAACACAAAGCGCUGAAGGAUCACGAAUAUAAAGGUUAUCUCAUCCCAAAGGACACCGUUAUCACGGCGAACGUGUACCACAUCCAUUUUGACUCGAAAAUCUGGGGUGACCCCGAGAAUUUCAGACCGGAACGAUUUUUGAGCCCGGAUGGAAAAACGUUUAAGAAGCACGAUGCCCUGAUUCCAUUUUCGACUGGGAGGAGGCAAUGUUUGGGAGAAACACUGGCGAGAGACAGCCUUUUCCUCUUCUCAGCCAAUAUCGCGCAAAGAUUCGACAUUGUGUUCGACAAGAAUGGACCGGAUCACGGAUUUGAGUCAAAAUUGUCCCUUAUUCUGAGCCCAAAACCGUUCAACGUGAUUUUUAAGGAUAGAUUGGCGUAAGUUAAGAAAUCGUAUGCGGUUAGCAAACAAAUAUUGUAUUUUAUUUCUUUCGGUGAGUUGAACUAGAUUAAAUUGUGCAAUUAUUUCAAUUAUUGAGCGACCUGCAAAAUAAAUAAAUAAAUAAAAUA